AUGCCCAGUGUAGAGUCAUCUACUACCACUCCCGAGGUCCCAAGCUGGAGCUUGGAGGGCAAGGUUGCUGUCGUCACUGGCUCGGGCCGCGGCAUCGGCAAAGAAAUCGCCCUCGAGCUCGCCCGCCGAGGCGCCAAAGUCGCCGUCAACUACGCCAACAGCAGCGAAGCCGCUGAAGCCGUCGUCAAACAAAUCAAGGCCCUCAACAACGGCUCCGAUGCUAUCGCUAUCAAAGCCAACGUCGCCGACACCAAGCAGACAGCCCGCCUCAUGGACGAGGUCGUGAAGGCCUUCGGCAAGCUGGAUAUCUGCGCUUCAAACUCUGGGGUUGUGUCUUUCGGGCACUUUCAGGAUGUUGAUGAGGAGGAGUAUGAUCGCGUCAUGACGAUUAAUACUAGAGGACAGUUCUUUGUUGCGAAGGAGGCGUAUAAGAGGAUGGAGCCUGGAGGUAGGAUUAUCCUCAUGGGAAGUAUUACAGGCCAGGCGAAGGGCGUGCCGAAGCAUGCUGUGUAUUCUGGCUCCAAGGGUGCGAUUGAGACUUUCACGAGGUGCAUGGCUAUCGACGCUGGGGAAAAGAAAGUCACCGUCAACUGCGUCGCCCCCGGCGGCAUCAAGACCGACAUGUACCACGCCGUGUGCCGCGAAUACAUCCCCAACGGCGACAAGCUCACUGACGACCAAGUGGACGAGUACGCCGCUACAUGGUCGCCGCUCCACCGCGUCGGCCAGCCCAUCGAUAUUGCGCGCGUUGUGGCAUUCCUCGCGAGCCAGGAUGGUGAGUGGGUUAAUGGAAAGGUCAUUGGUAUUGAUGGCGCGGCUUGCAUGUAA
Westerdykella ornata is the source of this 828-nucleotide messenger RNA. Its product is annotated as NAD(P)-binding protein. Gene Ontology annotation, molecular function: oxidoreductase activity. The transcript is spliced from 3 exons. NCBI's taxonomy places the organism in Eukaryota, Fungi, Ascomycota, Dothideomycetes, Pleosporales, Sporormiaceae. The coding region runs from base 1 to 828 and encodes 275 amino acids. The record is from RefSeq and is a predicted model, not a curated record.